AAGAUGGGCAGAGACGCUUCUGCGCCUGCGCUCGGGAACCUUGGUUGGCACCGAGAGGGUCAGUGGAAUCCGAAGGAGGGUCAGUGGAAUCCGAGGGAAGCAUGUCUGCCCCGUUUGAGGAGCGAAGUGGGGUGGUUCCUUGUGUGACGCCCUGGGGCCAGUGGUACCAGACCCUAGAGGAGGUGUUUAUCGAGGUCCAGGUGCCACCGGGCACUCGUGCCCAAGAGAUCCAGUGCAGCCUGCAGAGUCGGCAUGUGGAGCUAGCCGUGCGGGGCCAGGAGAUCCUCAAGGGCAAACUCUUUGAUUCUACAAUAGCUGAUGAAGGAACAUGGACAUUAGAGGACAGAAAAAUGGUCCGCAUAGUUCUUACCAAGACAAAGAGAGAUGCAGCAAAUUGUUGGACCUCUCUCUUAGAAACCGAAUAUGCAGCUGAUCCUUGGGUACAGGACCAAAUGCAAAGGAAACUUACCCUGGAGAGAUUCCAAAAAGAAAACCCAGGUUUUGACUUCAGUGGAGCAGAAAUCUCAGGAAACUACAGUAAAGGUGGACCAGAUUUCUCUAGUCUCGAAAAAUAAAAACUGCCAUUUUUAACUAUGUUCCAUGGACCCGAGAAGAUGUUGCCAAUGUAAAAGGAUUGGAUUAUGUGAUUGAGGAAAACUUCAUUUGCCUACACAGCUGAAUGAGAAUUGUAAAAAAAAAAAAUUAAAUGUGACUUCAAAGAAUGCAUUCAAAAUGCAGUUUACAUAGAAAACAUUCUGAAUUUCAAUGGAAACUGUUCUGGAGAAGUGGUCUUUUUUUUGGACUUACUUCCCUCAGCAGGACAUUUUAAACAGGUCUUGAACUCUUAUUAGUUUGUUAAGCAGUGGGCCAUAAUCAUGCAAAGCUCAAGUGUGCCUUCAGGGGAAAUUAAAAGUUUUUCUUUGGAAAACUGUAAUUCAGAAUAACUGUCAAUAAAGCUUUCUAAUUCCAAAAAUGGGAUAGGUAUUACCCACCAAUUUUAAAGUACCAAAGGGAAAUGAUUCACCUUAGUGAAAGUCCAACAAUGAUUGAAAAAUAAAAAGUCUGAUUCUUAAACUGGCAUAAUAUUCCUAUGAAACAUUGUUUUGUUAAGUUAUAGUACUACACCCAUUUUUUUAUGGGCACGUUGGAAGAGCUGGAGAUAGGGGGUGAAAGUAGCUAUAAUGUAAACAAAGUAUUCUUAUGAACCUAAAUGUAACCCAAUAAAUCAAUUUUAGCAAUCCUUAACUCCCCUUAAUAGUCGUAAUAGUAUGACAAUUUCUAGUCCUUCAAGCCUCCAAUCUCUAGAUUGCUGAGUAGAGGGACUGAGACCUAAUACUUGUAUUACCCAUUAGAGAUUAAUUACUAAAUGAUGUACAACACAAGUAAACAUUUUUUCUUGGCAGUGAACACACAUUAAAGGUGGCCAGUAUGGAAAGCCAAAUUCCAGGCUCUCUGGGUCUCUUCAUUUUACCUAAAGCAAGUUCUUAUCCUGGGAUGAUUUUAAAAUAUAUAUAUGUGUACCUGUACACACACACACAUUGAUAACUUUUAGUACAUUGGUUUCCUUUGUAAGUUGAAAGAUUUUAUACAUUUGAAGUUUUUCUUUCCCAAAGGUCCAUAGGCUUCAUUGGAUUGCUAAAGCAUUCAUGACACAAAAAGGGUUUAAGAACCCCUGACUUCACUGUGGACUUAGGUUAUAGGAUUUUAAAUAAACUCCAAAGUUUAACUAC
This is a messenger RNA of Phascolarctos cinereus (koala), 1730 nucleotides long. It is a transcript of the gene NUDCD2, whose product is annotated as NudC domain containing 2. NCBI's taxonomy places the organism in Eukaryota, Metazoa, Chordata, Mammalia, Diprotodontia, Phascolarctidae. Gene Ontology annotation, cellular component: cytoplasm. Gene Ontology annotation, biological process: protein folding. The record is from RefSeq and is a predicted model, not a curated record.